Molecule: messenger RNA, 2401 nt
Organism: [Torrubiella] hemipterigena
Lineage: Eukaryota; Fungi; Ascomycota; Sordariomycetes; Hypocreales; Clavicipitaceae
Source: the annotation of a GenBank genome assembly
CCAGGUUUUUGGUCUUCUUUUUACCUGCAACAUCGUCACCGGAAUACAAAACGAGCACGAAAAAGAGAGCGCGGCCGUUGCAAUGUCGGAACCACUCGAGUCUUGUCCCUCCUUCUUCCAGCGCGCUCUGGCUGAGCUCGGGCUGACCAGCCUGGCGGUGUCGUCCAGUGACAUCAAGCUGUUGUGUCUGCAGCGCUUCGUCCGCCUUUUCGCAUAUGGCGCAUCGACUCUGAUUCUCGUCGCUUUUCUCACGGAGCUCGGAAACUCGAAGGAACGGUCGGGCCUGUUCAUGACGCUGACGCUGGUGGGCGACAUCUUCAUCAGCCUCAUCCUGACCCUCAUCGCCGACAGAGUGGGCAGAAAGGCCAUUCUCGCCAUUGGCGCCGUGCUCAUGACGCUGAGCGGCGCUGUGUUUGCCAUCUCCUCCAAUUACUGGGUCUUAUUGGUGGCAGCUGUCUUGGGCGUCAUUAGCCCGUCGGGAAACGAAAUCGGUCCUUUCAAGGCCAUCGAGGAGAGCAUCAUUGCACAUCUUACACCGACCGAUCAGCGAUCCGAUAUUUUUGCGUGGUACACGCUAUUUGGCUUUGCUGGCACAGCUUCGGGUAUGAUGGUUGGCGGAUGGCUUAUUGAAAUCUUGCGAUUGAAGCUCCAUUGGGAUGUCGUCCGGGCAUAUCGCAUUGUCUUUGUCGUCUACGCUGCGCUUGGUCUCGUCAAGUUUGUUAUGACCAUUUGUCUUAGCCGAAAGGUGGAAUCCGAGCCAAAACCUGUUGUAGAGCAAUCAAGCGAUGCGCAGCCGUCCGAGUCGUCUCGACUUUUGCCAGACCAGCCUCCAUCGGAAGCAGCACCACCCAAGAAGCGCCGAUUUGCGCUCUUUGCUACACUCAGCGCCGAAAGCCAGCGCAUUGUCGCCGUUUUGUGUCUACUCUUUGCGUUUGACGCAUUUGGUGCUGGUCUUGCGCCUCUGUCAUGGAUCACCUUCUAUUUCAAAUCCCGCUUCGGCAUCGAUGAGGGUGCUCUCGGUUCCAUUUUCUUUACCGCUAGUAUAAUUUCGUCUAUUUCGGUGCUUGUAGCAUCACCUCUCUCCAAACGUUUGGGAGAUGUCAAGACCAUGGUCUUUACACAUCUUCCGUCGAGCGUAUUUCUGGCGCUGUUGCCUUUGCCCAGCAACCCCCGAAUUGCCACACUUUUGCUGCUCCUGCGAUCCAGUCUUCAAUCGAUGGAUUCUGCACCCCGUUCGGCCUUCUUAGCAAAGGUACUCCUCCCCGAAGAGCGGACGUCUGUUAUUGGCAUGACCAACGUAGUCAAGACAAUGGCACAGAGCGCUGGUCCACUCAUCACCGGCGUACUUGCCGGCCGCAAUUUAUUCUGGGUUUGCUUCGUUGCAGCAGGUUCCUUCAAAAUGGCGUAUGACUUGGGGAUGUUUGUUGUUUUCAGCACCUACGAGCGAAGUGAGGCUCACUGAGCCCCGACGUGAUCCAACGCAGCUGUUCCCUGCAAGGCUAUAGUAGUGGCGUUGAUUUUAGAUGAUUUUAGAUCCCAAAAAUAUAUAUCUAGAUUCAAAUUGGUCAAAGCUGCUCUGCAAACAUGCUCCUACACUGAGUCAAUGCGACGCUCCGGAGCAAAUAGCCCCGACUGCCGUUGUAUGUGCCAAGGUGCAACGCCACCAUCAAGUAAGCAGCCCCUUUUGCAAUAAGGUAAAGAGUUUGCAAUUGUGUUUUUUCAUGGCCGAUCACGGCCACGACAUGGGCGAGCAAUACCACGAAUUACUCCGUACAUGUUCUGGAAAUGCGUAAAUUCAGCACUCUGUGACGGUCCAUCGGCAGGACGUUGCUUUCAUUUCCGCGCAGUGUCCAUCUCGACAGGUACCCGCGGAGUAGCGCUUGACAGGAUCCACCUAUGUCAGCUGUGGUAGCAUUUUAUGAGAUGACUUUUGGCUGGACUAGGCCAGGAGGCUCUACAUCACGCGACCACGACUCUGCCCCCACGGUACAUCCCCCCGUCAUCCAGUUAAUUAGAACCGGCGCAAAGGGAGCAGCAGUUUAAUGAGAUGGUAUGCACAGUUGGACCUGAGAGCAAAUCAAACACAUUCGUACGGCCGAGAAUGGAAACCUUCUCUGGAACGGCGACCCCCACGACGAAAGCCUAAAAAAGUUGGAGAUUUGUGGACAGAUGGGUCCUCCAGUCGCCUUGAGCAGAAAACGAGUACUCUGAAUCGCGUUGAUGGACGACGGCGAGAUGGAGUAGAAGCCAGGAUCCCUGAAAUGGAAGCCCUUGUAGUGCGCUAGGUCUGCCCCUGGCCUGGGGAGACAAGGUGACCUAACCGCCGCCCAACGAGCGUGAAGCACGGCGUUGUUUGUUGCUGCGAUGAGAUGAACCAAGCAACGGAAAUAAAGAUCAGUGG